Molecule: messenger RNA, 2479 nt
Organism: Impatiens glandulifera
Lineage: Eukaryota; Viridiplantae; Streptophyta; Magnoliopsida; Ericales; Balsaminaceae
Product: auxin response factor 18-like
Exons: 4
Coding region: 422-2269 (615 amino acids)
Biological process (GO): response to hormone; regulation of DNA-templated transcription
Cellular component (GO): nucleus
Molecular function (GO): DNA binding
Source: RefSeq, a predicted model, not a curated record
UCAAACAAUUGUAAAAAAGAUUUAUAUGAAUUUCUGUCUUUCUCUCUGUCAACCGUCUGGUCGGCAACAAUGCCUUGAGGUCCCUCUUCCUUUGUGGGGGAGCCCAGACCCCCUCUCUCCCUCCUCUAUACAUAAAUUACCACUGUCUUUUCUCACUCAUUCUCACACACGCGCACUCUCUCUCUCUCUCUCUCUCUCCCUCUCCCUCUCCCUACCCUCAACUUCAAACCCACCACUACCACUAUUCCUCAACUCUAUACCAGACUCCCAUCUUUCUUUCGCCUAAAUUCUUCCCAAAGAUCUAAUCUUUCCUUAUAUUUACUCUCUUCUCAAACCAUCUAUUGUGAAUUAGUCUCAAUCGACUUUCUUUCCCACAAUCCUCUGUUGGGUCUUCUUUAAGGAUCAAGAGAAGAAAAAAAAAAUGAAUGAGAUUGAGAAAUGCUUGGAUCCCCAAUUAUGGCACGCUUGCGCCGGCGGCAUGGUUCAACUUCCUCCGGUGAACUCAACUGUCUGUUAUUUCCCACAGGGUCAUGCUGAACACUGCCAAGAGAAACUCGAUUUGGUAAGAAUGCCUCCAUUGAUUCUCUGUAAAGUGGAAACAGUCAAGUUUUUGGCUGAUAAAGAAACAGAUGAAGUUUAUUCCAAAAUCCGAUUGAUUCCACUGAGAAACAACUCCGAUCGGGAUUUGUACGAUGAAACAACCGACAGAACUGAUAACCAAGAAAAACCCCCAUCUUUUGCCAAAACAUUGACUCAAUCCGACGCGAAUAACGGUGGCGGGUUUUCCGUUCCUAGAUAUUGUGCGGAGACUAUUUUCCCGAGGCUUGAUUAUUCAUCGGAGCCCCCUGUUCAGACGAUCUUGGCUAGAGAUGUUCAUGGAGAGGUAUGGAAAUUCAGGCAUAUCUAUAGAGGAACGCCGAGAAGGCAUUUGUUAACGACGGGUUGGAGUAAUUUCGUGAAUCAAAAGAAACUUGUCGCCGGCGAUUCGAUUAUAUUCUUGAGGGCUGAUAAUGGGGAUUUAUGUGUUGGUGUUAGAAGAGCUAAGAAAGAAGCAAAUAGUGGCUGGAACUCGUCUUCUUCUCCUUAUGGAGCUUAUUCUCCAUUUCUGAGAAUCGAUGAUCAGAGAAAAAUCUGCGGUGGAGGAAGGGGUGGUGGAAAAGUGAGAGCUGAAUCUGUAAUGGAAGCUGCUUCUCUUGCAGCUAAUGGACAUCCUUUUGAUGUUGUGUAUUAUCCACGGGCUAGUGCUCCCGAGUUCUGCGUUAAGGCUUCAUCUGUUGGAGCUUCAAUGAGGAUUCAAUGGUGUCCAGGAAUGAGAUUCAAGAUGCCUUUUGAAAAUGAAGAUUCUUCUCGAAUUAGCUGGUUUAUGGGUACCAUUUCUUCUGUUCUAUCUGAUGAUCCUAUCCGUUGGCCUAAUUCUCCAUGGAGACUUCUUCAGGUAGCUUGGGAUGAACCAGAUUUGCUUCAAGAUGUGAAGAAAGUAAGCCCGUGGUUAGUUGAAUUGGUUUCUAACAUGAACAUGCCCGCAGUUCAUCUGUCGCCAUUUUCACCCCCGAGAAAGAAAAUAAGAAUACCACAACCGUCCGAUUUUCCGUUCAUCGGGCAACUACCUAUGUCUUCAUUCCAAUCAUACCCUAAUAAUAUAGGCCAGGGUAGUGGUAACAACAACCCAUUUGUCCAUUUAACCACCCAAACCAUUCCUGCAGGCAUACAGGGAGCCAGGCAUGCUCAAAUUGAAUUAACCCAAUCUAAGAAUAUCUUUCCUCCUCAACCUAUAACCAAUUCUAAACCGCUUUUCCUUAACUUCGUUACCAAAUCCGAAAACGACGAUGGAAAUGUGUCCUGUUUACUAACUUUAGGACUUUCUAACCCUUCUCCGAAAAAAACUGAAACAGAAGACCGUAAAGUAAAAACACCACCACCAACGUUUGUGCUGUUUGGUCAGCCGAUUCUCACAAAAGAACAGAUCUUCCAGACAUCUUCAGGUUCAUCUGACAUGAACCCGACUAAUAAUCUUUCCGAUGGUUCUGACUCUGCUGUGAUUCAGAACAGCCCAACAGAGAACUUAUCUGAUGAAGGGUCUCCAUGGUUUAAGAGGAACAGAACGAAAUCAGAGCCUCAUACCAACACUUUCAGGUCAUAUCAUCGAGAGCUUUAUGGAAAUCUCACCAAUGUGUUUGAGAGUGAAGGAACCGAGGCUCUAAGCGAAACAGGGGCAAUUAAACAUGGCGCUGAUGAGCCGAGCCAUUCAGCAAGUUUUCGAAGUGUAUGACUGAUCAAUUGAUUGAGGAAGAGAAGAAGAAAGGGAGUUUUCGAAGUUUGAAAUCAAAUGUACAAAUUGAAGUUAUGAGAUGAUGAUCUAUAGUAGAGAAGUUUGUUAGGUUUAUUAUUGUUGUUAUGAAUGGAACAGUAAUGUUGUAAGGUUUAUUUUUAAGAAUUACCCACGUUUAAUUGGUUGCUCAACUAUCAAGAUUUGAGGUUA